Molecule: messenger RNA, 8780 nt
Organism: Balaenoptera ricei (Rice's whale)
Lineage: Eukaryota; Metazoa; Chordata; Mammalia; Artiodactyla; Balaenopteridae
Gene: GREB1
Product: growth regulating estrogen receptor binding 1
Exons: 33
Coding region: 1385-7369 (1994 amino acids)
Biological process (GO): multicellular organism development
Source: RefSeq, a predicted model, not a curated record
UUUAAAGUAGUCGAGAAUUUACCAUCUGGAGUCAGACACUGCGAGGUUAAACCCAGGCCUGUCUACUCACUAACGACAGGCAAACCACUUAACAGCUCCACGUCUAUUUUGGCAACUGCAAAACAAGAAAAAUAAUCCCUGAGGACUGACUGCUGGGCGGAAUUAAAUGAGAUGAUGCUCAUCAACUAUUUUUGAGCCCUGAGUCCUCCUGGCGUCUGGGCAGACGGACCUCAGGAAAUGUUUAUUUACUAGCAAUGGGAAGAAACCAGCAGAGAAGUCGAAAAUAUGCGGAGAAAUGGAAAACGAUGGGUUCAUCGAGGGUCCUGAGACUCGAGGAGAAUAUAUCGCAUCUAGUCCAGAACAACAGAGGAAACUGACCUCCGGCAGGGAGGCCAAUCUCCCACUUGCUCUGUCAAAGAGGACCGAAGGUAACUUGCUGAAUGGGAAGCUGUGGAGUGGGAAGUGUGGGGUGUGGACACGGUUUUAAGUGGCUGCUCUGAAGGAGGAGAAUGGGAGAAGUGGCCGCAGAGAAAAACACACGAGAGAGAGCUUGCGGAGAUCCCCUGAGUCCAGUGGAGACGGAAAAGCAUGACUGUCUCAGGCAAAGCCGGGCAAUUUUCUCCAACACUACUCUGGAGCCGACGUAAAAGCCCAGGAGGCUGACAACACAUUUGCGAGCAGACGCAAACAAGAAGGCGAGAGCUUAAGCGAACGACCUGUCUGCUUCACUGGACGCGAUGGGCAGUGCGAGAGCCGGGGAGACCGAGGAGCAGCCCCGGGCCACCUCGAGGAGCGCACGACCGAGACGACGGCCAGUCCGGCCUCCCCGCGGGCCUGGGAACCCCCACCCCGCGCCCCGGCCCCGCCGCUGGGACACAGGCCGUCCCCGGGGCUUACCAGCAGGCCCUCCACGUUGAUGGGGUCUCGGCAGCGGCGGCGCACCGUCUCCUCCGCCGGGUCCACGAGCAGGCUGGGCAGCUUCCGCGCCGGCCGCUGCUGACUCAUGCUGCCCAGCCGGCCGCCCCUCGCCUCGCACCCCGCGAGCUCUCCCGCCUUCUCCCGCUCGGGUCGGGCGCCGCCUCCGACCCGCCGGCUCCCGGGGGCCAAGCACGAACUGGACUCCUGGCCUGCCCGGAGGUGCCGCCUGGCUAGGCCGGCCCGCUGACGGGCGCGCCGCUGCCCCACGACCCCGGGAGCUGGAACGCGGGCGGGAGGAGAGCAGGAUGACCCACGGCUCUCAGGACGCCAGGCCCGCCAUCUUCCCGCAUGCGCACUGCGCCGCCCCCAGUGCGCAUGCCCGGCGCGGCCGGAGCGCUCUCAAACACAGACCCGCUCCCGAAGGCCGGAGCCCGGGAAAUCCCGGAGAGCGGACACCACGGAAAGGAUGGCGAAGGAAAAGGAAGACGUGGAGCAGGAAUUGCAGACGAAGGGAGCGGGACGAGAGGAAGGAGGCAGCCGGGACAACGCAGUGGUCGCCUCGGAAUUCUCGACACUAAAGAAGACUGCUUCGCCUCUCUUGGAGAUGGGAAACUCUUACGCUGGACAGCUGAAGACCACGCGGUUUGAGGAGGUCCUGCACAACUCCAUCGAGGCCUCACUGCGUUCCAACAGCCUGGUACCCAGGCCCGUCUUCUCCCAGUUGUACUUGGAAGCAGAGCAGCAGCUUUCCGCUCUAGAAGGUGGAAGCCGAGUGGACAAUGAAGAAGAAGAGGAGGGGGAAGGGGGGCUGGAACAGAGCUGCCCCCCAAACCCCUACCAGAUGCACCCCCCGCCCGAAGGAUGUUGCACCAUGGACGGGUUCUGCCAGGCAGGGAAGGACCUGCGUCUCGUCUCCAUCUCCAGCGAGCCCAUCGAUGUCCCCGCGGGCUUCCUCCUGGUGGGCGCCAAGUCCCCCAGCCUGCCGGACCAUCUCCUGGUGUGUGCCGUUGACAAGAGGUUCUUGCCGGAUGACGAUGGACACAACGCCCUUCUUGGUUUCUCUGGGAAUUGCGUUGGCUGUGGGAAGAAAGGCUUCUGUUACUUCACAGAGUUCUCCAGUCACAUGAACCUGAAGGUGACCACCCAGCCCAAGAAGCAGAAACACUUGAAAUAUUACCUGAUCCGCAACGCACAGGGGACUCUGACCAAAGGGCCUCUCAUUUGCUGGAAAGGCUCAGAGUUCAGAAGCCGGCAGGCCUCCGCCAGUGCAUGUUCCAGCUCUCUGUUCCCACCGCUGGAGAGCUCUGGGCCGCCAGCUCCCUUCCCCAGCGAGCCUGGUCCGGGGACGACCCCGAGCAUCCCGCUGGGAGCAUCGCAGGCAGGACCAGCCUCCGAUCACGCCUCACUAACCGCAGCCGUGGGUCCGGCUGUUUUCAACGGCAAAGAUUCCCCGAAGCACCAGCCGCUGGUGAAGCACAGCCUGUCCGCCGUGCCGCGUCCCUCGGCCUUAGGUAUCUUAUCAAACUCCGGGCCGCCCAAAAAACGCCACAAAGGAUGGUCUCCAGAAUCUCCAUCAGCUGUGGAUGGUGGUUACCCCCAGGGUGGUGGGAACAGAGCUAAGUAUGAGAGCACAGGCGUGACCUGCAUGCCCCAGGUUGGCUUGGUGGGACCGGCUUCAGUCACCUUUCCCGUUGUGGCCUCCGGAGAACCAGUGUCCGUUCCCGACAACUUGCUGAAAAUAUGCAAGGCCAAGCCAGUGAUCUUUAAAGGCCACGGGCACUUCCCUUACCUCUGUGGGAACCUGAAUGAUGUCGUCGUGAGCCCUCUCCUGUACACGUGCUACCAGAACUCCCAGUCUAUCUCCAGAGCAUAUGGACAGUAUGGGGCCUCCACGAUACAGCCCAUCUCAGAGGAGAUGCAGCUCCUGCUGACCGUCUACUAUCUCGUCCAGCUGGCGGCGGACCAGGUGCCCCUGAUGGAGGACCUGGAGCAGAUCUUCCUGCGCUCCUGGCGGGAGUCACACCUGACGGAGAUCCGGCAGUACCAGCAGGUGCCACCGCAGCCCGUCCCGCCGGCGCCUGGGGCCGUGGCGCCCGUCACCUCGGCGCAGCUGCCCUGGCUGGCCGGCCUGGCCGCCAGCUCCUGCAACGACAGCGUGCACAUCAUCGAGUGCACCUACUCCCUGGCCGAGGGCCUCUCUGAGAUGUUCCGCCUGCUCAUCGAGGGCAAGCUGGCCAAGACCAACUACGUGGUGAUCAUCUGCGCCUGCCGGAGCGCCGCCAUCGACUCCUGCAUCGCUGUCACCGGAAAAUACCAAGCCCGGAUUCUUUCUGAGAGCCUUCUCACCCCAGCCGAGUACCAGAAAGAAGUCAAUUAUGAGCUGGUUACGGGGAAAGUGGACUCUCUGGGAGCCUUUUUUAGCACCCUCUGUCCAGAGGGCGACAUUGAUGUUUUGCUGGACAAAUUUCAUCAGGAAAAUCAAGGCCAGAUUUCUUCCUCACUUACUGCCUCCUCUGUCACCAAAUCAGCAUCCCUAGACGUCGGCGGGACACCAGUAUGCACAAGUUACCAUCUGGAGCCUCACCGCAUCUGGCCCUUCCAGCUGGCCGUGGCCCAGAAGCUCCUCUCCCACGUGUGUUCAAUCGCAGAUUCCAGCACCCAAAACCUGGACUUAGGAUCCUUUGAGAAGGUGGACUUUCUGAUUUGUAUUCCACCCUCAGAAGUGACCUAUCAGCAGACCCUGUUCCACGUCUGGCAUUCAGGGGUUUUGCUGGAGCUUGGCUUGGAAAAGGAGCACAUGACCAAGCAGAGGGUCGAGCAGUAUGUUUUGAAGCUAGAUGCCGAGGCGCAGACAAAAUUCAAGGCCUUUCUGCAAAACUCCUUUCAGAAUCCACACACGCUCUUCGUCCUCAUCCACGACCACGCCCACUGGGAUCUCGUGAGCAGCGCUGUUCACGACCUCUACUCCCAGAGUGACCCGUCCGUGGGGCUGGUGGACAGAUUGCUCAACUGCAAGGAGGUGAAGGAGGCCCCCAACAUCGUGACGCUCCACGUGACCUCCUUCCCGUACGCACUGCAGACGCAGCACACCCUCAUCAGCCCUUACAACGAGAUACACUGGCCGGCCUCCUACAGUAAUGGAGUGGACUUGUAUCCUGAGAAUAAGAAGUACUUCGGGCUGUCCGAGUUCAUUGAGUCCACCCUCUCAGGACACAGCCUCCCCUUGCUGAGAUACGACAGCUCCUUUGAGGCCAUGGUCACCGCAUUGGGAAAAAGGUUCCCCCGCCUGCACAGCGCGGUGAUCAGGACCUUUGUUCUCGUGCAGCACUACACGGCCGCGAUGAUGGCCGUGAGCGGCCUCUCUCAGAUGAAGAACUACACAUCGGUGGAGACGCUGGAGAUCACGCAGAACCUCAUCAACUCCCCGAAGCAGUGCCCCUGCGGCCACGGGCUCAUGGUUCUGCUGCGGGUGCCCUGCUCCCCGCUGGCGGCCGUGGCCUACGAACGGCUGGCCCACGUGCGGGCGCAGCUGGCCCUGGAGGAGCACUUUGAGAUCAUCCUGGGCAACCCCAGCUCUGGCAUCACCAUCGGGAAGCACUUCUUGAAGCAGCUCAAGAUGUGGCAGAAAAUUGAGGAUGCGGAGUGGAGGCCUCAGACAUACUUGGAGUUGGAGGGCCUGCCUUGCAUCCUGAUCUUCAGUGGGAUGGACCCACAUGGGGAGUCCUUACCGAGGUCUCUGCGGUACUGUGACCUGCGGCUCAUAAACUCCUCCUGCCUGGUGAGGACGGCAUUGGAGCAGGAGCUGGGCCUGGCCGCUUACUUUGUGAGCAGCGAGGCUCCCCUGGAGAAGGGGGCCCGGAGUGAGGCCUUGGAGAGCGACGCUGAAAAGCUGAGCAGCACAGACAACGAGGAUGAGGAGCUGGUGACGGAAGGCUCCACAUCAGAGAAGAGGAGCCCCGUGAAGAGAGAACGCUCCCGCUCCCAUGACUCCGCGUCUUCAUCCCUCUCCUCUAAGGCAUCCAGCUCAGCGCAGUGCGGCGAGUCCCCGGCUCAGGCUCAGCCGGUGGGGCCCUCGCGGGGGGACCGGGCCCAAUCGCCUCAGCCCUGCGGCCCCGCGGAGGAGGGCAGGGCCCCGGGAGAGAGACAGUGGCUCCGGGCCGGGCGGGGGCCGCCGGCAGUCAUCAGCAGGCGCAGCCCCGGGCCGGCCCCCCAGCUGGACCCCGGCCUCAAGACUGGGCAGUGGAGCAUCCAGGUGUCAGCGCCCUCAUCGUCCUCCUCGGGCUCGCCCUCCUCGUCCGCGAUGCCCGCCGCCGGCCCGCUCGUCCUGCAGGCCGCCCAGUGCUCCGCGAGCAAGGCCUGCCGGCGGCCGCCUGUGGUCUUCCUGCCCAAGCUGGUGUACGACAUGGUCACGUCCACCGACGGCAGCGGCCUGCCCAAGGCCGCCUCGCUCCUGCCCUCGCACUCAGUCAUGUGGGCCAGCUCGUUCCGGCCCCUGCUCAGCAAGACCAUGACGUCCACAGAGCAGUCACUGUACUACCGGCAGUGGACGGUGCCCCGGCCCAGCCACAUGGACUACGGCAGCCGCGCCGAGGGCCGCGUGGACGGCUUCCACCCGCGCCGGCUGCUGCUCAGCGGGCCCCCCCAGAUCGGGAAGACAGGCGCCUACCUGCAAUUCCUCAGCAUUUUGUCCAGAAUGCUCAUUCGGCUGACGGAAGUGGAUGUUUACGACGAAGAAGAGAUCAAUAUCAACCUCAGAGAAGAAUCAGAUUGGCAUUACCUCCAGCUCAGUGACCCCUGGCCGGACCUGGAGCUGUUCAAGAAGUUGCCUUUUGACUACAUUAUUCACGACCCGAAGUAUGAGGAUGCCAGUCUGAUCUGUUCACACCAUCAGAGCAUAAAGAACGAAGACAGAGGGACACACCGGAAGCCGGAGGACCUCUACGUGCGGCGCCAGACGGCGCGGAUGAGGCUCUCCAAGUACGCGGCAUACAACACGUACCACCACUGCGAGCAGUGCCACCAGUAUAUGGGCUUCCACCCCCGCUACCAGCUCUAUGAGUCCACCCUGCACGCCUUUGCCUUCUCUUACUCCAUGCUAGGAGAGGAGAUCCAGCUCCACUUCAUCAUCCCCAAGUCCAAGGAGCACCACUUUGUCUUCAGCCAACCCGGAGGCCAGCUGGAGAGCAUGCGGCUGCCCCUCGUCACGGACAAGAGUCACGAAUACAUAAAAAGUCCGACGUUCACUCCCACAACUGGCCGUCACGAACACGGGCUCUUUAACCUGUACCACGCGAUGGACGGUGCCAGCCAUUUGCAUGUGCUAGUUGUCAAGGAGUACGAAAUGGCCAUUUAUAAGAAAUACUGGCCCAACCACAUCAUGCUGGUGCUUCCGAGUAUCUUCAACAGCGCUGGAGUUGGCGCCGCCCAUUUCCUGAUCAAGGAGCUGUCUUACCACAACCUGGAGCUGGAACGGAACCGGCAGGAGGAGCUGGGGAUCAAGCCGCAGGACAUCUGGCCUUUCAUCGUGAUUUCUGAUGACUCCUGCGUGAUGUGGAACGUGGUGGACGUCAACGGUGCUGGGGAGAGAAGCAGGGAAUUUUCCUGGUCGGAAAGAAAUGUUUCCCUGAAGCACAUCAUGCAGCACAUUGAGGCUUCCCCCAACAUCACUCACUACGCCCUGAUCGGCAUGCGCAAGUGGUCCAGCAAGACCGGGAGCUGCGAGGUGCGCGAGCCCUUCUCCCGCUGCCACGUGCACGACUUCGUCAUCCUGAACGUGGACUUGACCCAGAACGUGCAGUACAACCAGAAUCGGUUCAUGUGUGAUGAUGUGGACUUCAACCUGCGGGUGCACAGCGCCGGCCUCCUGCUCUGCCGGUUCAACCGCUUCAGUGUGAUGAAGAAGCAGAUUGCGGUGGGCGGGCACAGGUCCUUCCACAUCACGUCCAAGGUGUCUGACAGCCCCAUGGCCAUCGUGCCGACCCAGUACAUCUGCGCCCCCGACAGCAAGCACACGCUCCUCGCGGCCCCCGCGCAGCUCCUGCUGGAGAAGUUCCUGCAGCACCACAGCCACCGCUUCUUCCCGCUCUCCCUGAGGAAUCACGGCCACCCUGUGCUGUCCGUCGACGGCUACCUUAACCUGGGGUCUCAGAUCUCUGUGUGUUAUGUGAGCUCCAGGCCCCACUCUUUAAACAUCAGCUGCUCCGACUUCCUGUUUAGUGGACUUCUGCUGUACCUCUGUGACUCUUUUGUGGGAGCUGGCUUUUUGAAAAAGUUUCAUUUUCUGAAAGGUGCCACCUUGUGUGUGAUCUGUCAGGACCGCAACUCACUCCGCCAGACGGUUGUCCGCCUGGAGCUGGAAGAUGAGUGGCAGUUUCGGCUGCGAGAUGAAUUCCAGACCGCCAAUGCCAAGGAGGACCGACCCCUCUUCUUUCUGACCGGACGACACAUCUGAGGGAGACACAUCUGAGGGGGGGUCUUCAGAACCUCAGGCUGCUGAGGCUAAAGGAAGAAUAGGAACCACGGAGUGUCUGGACUGGGACGGGACCCAGAGGUGUCUGUUGGCCACCCGCUCAUGGUAGGUGCCAGGGAACCGAGGCCCAGAGAUGGACCGAGACUUACUGAGACCGACGGGGAUGAGUGGGCAGUGAGCAGGAACUCAAACCAAAGGCCCCUAGGUUCCGGCGCAGACCCCGUUGCCUUGGCCUGUGUCGAAGUCCAUCAUGUGAAGAACAAAGUUUUGCCUGCUGUCACAUCAUCCGUAUGCUUCCAUGGACAGACUUGACUUUUCUCUUAGCUCUGAAGGAUCCCCCUUGGCUUAUCUUGUACAGGUGCCAGCAUUUCAGAUGAUGGAUAUGAUGUUGGCUCUGUAGGUUUCUCUAUAACCUACUACAGAGCAAUAUUCCAAAAGAACCUUUUAACUGUAAAGGCUGGAGACAAGAAAAAAUGAAAUAGGUUCACUUCAUAAGAAUUAUGUAAGUUUACUCUUUUAGAAGCUAGCCCAAAGGCAUCGACUUUAAUAAAGUAAAACAAAUAGUUUCACUUCAGAGCAGAUACGAUUCUAUUAAAAUAGUAUAGGGUAAAUACCCUACCUCUUAGAAAGGGCAAAAGUGAAAAGAAACUUUUAAAAACUACAGGGGUUUCAGGAAGGAAAUUAGGGUUACAGAGAUUGACCUUGAGAAAUAGAAUUUGCCUUACAAAGGAAAGAGGACCAAAUGGCUUACUUGAAACAAACAAUGAGAACAACUAAAGCGAUGUAGAAAAUAGUUGAUAAGAACUAGACUUCUGACUCUAAUUUAUUGAAGCUCAGUUUUUAGUUCCUUGAAUCGCUUGUCUUCUCUUACGAAUGUUUGGUCCCUGACAGGAGAGGAAGGGGGACAGACAAGGCAGCAGCGAUGUUCUGUGAUGCCCACGCUCUCGCUUGUGCUGGGAUGUUUUUUAAACCAGCGUGUUAGAGGGCCCCCUAGAGGCUGGGCCUUGGGCCAGGUGCUUUCACAGUUACGAUCUUGCUUAACCCUUCCAGCAGCCCAUGUGCGUGGAAUUAUUCUUCCCAUUUCAAAGAUGAGACAGUUGAGAUGUAGAGAGCGCAUCUCACCAAGAUCACACAGCCGGAGAGAAGCAGAGGCAGACUCUGGGGUCCAUCUCCCCACCACAUUGCUUAUGGAGUGGCCCGUAACCAAAGGAAGAGUUUAAAGGUCGUCAGAAAUGAAUCAGCAGAAUGCACUCUCAUCCAUCCAUCUUAGACGUUUAAAGCACUCUAAUGGAUAGCAAUCCGAGAAGAAAUUCUUUUCAGAGAUGAUGCCAAAGAGUUAACGUCAAUCUUUUCUUCCCUAAGAAAAAAAGUCCAUGAGUAUAAAAGAUUUAGA